CUGAACUCCCCUCUCUCACACCUCCCAGCUCACCCUUUCCUGUGACCCUGCCCGAGUCUCCGUGGUGUGCGUGGACGUGAAAAUAACAAAAGAGCCGUCCGCCUCGGCAUAUUCAACCCUCUCGCGUGCGUGUGCUUGUGCUUCUGCUGUGCCAGGGAUCCUCACGUGUCAGAGUUUCAACAAGGCAACCUCUCAACACCGAAACUCAAUUGCGCACAACUACCAAAUACACUCCCCUCGCUCCGCCGCCCACACCGUCCCCAGCGGCAUCAUCGACCUUCCUGCUUGCUGCCGCCGCUGCCACAGAUAUGGCCACGGCCUCCGGCUCCGGCCUCACGCGUCGCCGCGGCGCCGGUGCAGCCAACACGAACCCCGACUCCAACAACGAGAACGAAUCCAGCCGAGUCUCGUCGCCCGUGCCCACCAAAAACAACCCCUACGGCGGCCCCGAAACUUCCUACGAGAGCGGUGAAAAUGGCCACAAGAUUGCUUUCGACCCGCGCGACAUUUCCGAGUCGGCGGAACGUAGCAAGCAGCCCAAGCUGACGCUCAUGGAGGAAGUCCUUCUCAUGGGGUUGAAAGAUAAGCAAGGAUAUUUGAGUUUCUGGAAUGACAACAUUUCAUAUGCGCUGAGAGGGUGUAUUGUUAUUGAGCUGGCGUUUCGGGGCAGGAUCUCUAUGCAGAAGGGGAGUGAAAGGAGGCGAUUCCCCUUGGCGGAGAGGUUGAUUGAGGUGGUGGAUGACACUCUGACAGGAGAGGUUUUGUUGGACGAGGCGCUGAAGAUGAUGAAGAGUAGUGAGAAGAUGAGCGUGAGCAGCUGGAUUGAUCUCAUGUCGGGCGAAACAUGGAACCUCAUGAAAAUCGGCUAUCAACUCAAACAAGUCCGUGAACGACUCGCCAAAGGACUGGUCGAUAAGGGCAUUCUGCGAACCGAAAAGCGCAACUUCCUCCUCUUCGAUAUGGCUACACAUCCUGUGACAGACAACUCGGCAAAAGACGAGAUCCGUCGGCGCGUGCGAACCUUCCUCACACAACGUACUGUCGUGCUACCUGGCUCGCAAUGGCUUCCGGAGGAGAUGGAAUUCCGGUACUUAAGAACCAUCGCAAUGCUUUGCGCGGCAUAUGCGGCGAACGUGCUGGAGAAUGCUUUGACGACAUUGGGGCAUGAGGCACGGGAAAGAGCUUUCGCGCAAGUAGAUGAGCUGCUUGCAGAGUACAGCCAGUGGCCUUUCGGGAAGAGAGCAGGUGGACCUUCGGCGAUUGGAGCAAAUCUUGAUGGGAUCGUCCGGGAUGAAGUGAAUGGUGCGAAGGACAAGGAGUUGCAGCUGGAGGUCGUGGCCGCUUGCCUGAGCGUCUUCACUCGUCUCGAUUCGCUGUUGUAGAAGAGCCUUCGAUUGCUCUCUCGUCAGCUUUCUGUAAUCGUAACAGCGCCAUCCCGAGACUGGAACGGCGCGUGGGGAAGAUGAGGAACGACAGGCUCCAUGCGAUUAACAAAUGGUGGACGCACGGUCGUUGCCAACGAAGAAUGGAUCCAGCAUCUCGAAGAAGGGAAGGUCAAUUGCUCGGUCCGGAUCGGCAGGCCUUCAGCGGUAGCACCACGUGCACAGUCAUGGCGACGAGAGGUCUGCCCGCUUGGAACGCGAAGGGGAACUUGCCUGCACGUUACCGUGUUGUGCGACGGACACGCGUUCCAUCUUUUGGAGGAAAUGCAGCGAAGCAAGUCGUUCGCUUUCAAGCCGUUGCGGAAGAGCCAUCAGCAGACCAAGAGAGGUCUGUAGUGAUGGUCUUGUCGCAGCUUUCACUUUCUGUCCUUCACGAAAGGCAUCUUUUUGGGUGGCGUAAAUCGGGUAGCGAAGGAGAUACCACGCAGAAAUUGGAAAAGAAUUCAUUUACUAUUCAUACCAGGUCUAUGUUGUUGACUGACGAAACUUCUGCUGCAGGCUUAUUUCUCUGGUCCUCUGUUCUUAGCGCCAGAGUUGCGUGGGAGUACACGGGGAAGUAUAGGUAGUGAGUGUUCGCUCCUUUGCAGCAAUUCAGUCACGCCACCCGCUGCUUUCUAACUGCAAGCGAUCAGAUUCGACCUCACAAAUAUGCCUCUUGCGCCACUGAGAUCCGCUCCGACUUUGGGAACAUUUGUUCCUCGCACAGCAUGUGAU
This is a messenger RNA of Cercospora beticola, 2156 nucleotides long. It is a transcript of the gene VPS74, whose product is annotated as Vps74p. The record is from RefSeq and is a predicted model, not a curated record. Gene Ontology annotation, biological process: Golgi vesicle budding; retrograde vesicle-mediated transport, Golgi to endoplasmic reticulum; Golgi organization. Gene Ontology annotation, cellular component: Golgi cisterna; cytosol; trans-Golgi network. NCBI's taxonomy places the organism in Eukaryota, Fungi, Ascomycota, Dothideomycetes, Mycosphaerellales, Mycosphaerellaceae. Gene Ontology annotation, molecular function: phosphatidylinositol-4-phosphate binding.